UAUCAGGAAAUGAGGAGAAGGCAUUGCUUGAUAGAGCCGAAUACAUGGACAAUCAUGAUAUCUCAAUAUGGCCAAGCUGGUCUUACAGAAAUUGCUUUGAAUACUUUCAAGGAAAUGAAGGCUGAAGGUUAUCAACCAAAUGGCGCCACCUUCAAGUUUCUGAUUAUCUUUCUUUGUGGAAAGAAAGGUCGAAAGUUGGAUGAGGCAAUCAAAUUAUUCCAACAAAUGCUGUCUUCAGGCUUCAUGCCAGAUAAAGAGAUGGUUGAUAUUUUUCUUUCUGCCUUAUGUGAGUCAGGAAAAUUUGCAGAAGCAAGAAGAGCAGUUAAUUCUUUAUGCAGAAGAGGGUUUAAAAACCAGAUUGGUUAUUCUCUUCUCAUCAAGUCUUUAUGCAGGGCAGGGAAAGCUGAAGAAGCUGUUAGUCUAACCAAUGAAUUUGAAAAGCUUGGAUGUAAGGUAGAUCAGUACAUAUAUGCAAGCAUUGUUCAGGCACUUCUAAGAGAUGGCAGAUUAGAUGCGGCCUUAGAUAAGUUGGAUGACAUGAAAAGAGCUGGAAUUCCACAGUCAGUGCAGAUAAACACAUCAUUGAUUGCCCAUUUUUUCAAGCAGCGGCAGAUCAAAAAGGCAAUGGAGAUAUAUAAGAAGAUGAGAGAAGAAGGUUGUGAGCCAACUGUUAUUACGUACUCAGCUUUAAUUCGUGGGUACGUGAACAUGGGGAUGUUCUCAGAUGCCUGGAACAUCUUCCUUCGUAUGAAAGUUAAAGGGCCCUUUCCUGAUUUUAAGACUUACUCAAUGUUCAUGACUUGUCUCUGUAAACAAGGCAGGUCUGAAGAUGCAUUAAAACUUAUUCAAGACAUGUUGGAGAGCAAGAUCAUCCCUAGUGCAAUCAAUUUUAGGACUGUUUAUUAUGGAUUAAAUAGAGAGUGUAAGCAAGAUCUAGCUCACAUUGUACUUAGGAUGAAGUGGAGUUUGAAAAAAGAAAGAAUGCAUUCAGUAUAACAGUACAUAUUUCAUAUUUGUGUACAUGAAUCAUUCAAUUGCAUGGAUUAAAAUUGAAGCCAUCAUGUUGAAUCCGAAAUUGUCGAGGAGGCAUGCCUAAGGUAUAGAGCAUCACA
Phalaenopsis equestris is the source of this 1112-nucleotide messenger RNA. Its product is annotated as putative pentatricopeptide repeat-containing protein At5g06400, mitochondrial. Gene Ontology annotation, cellular component: chloroplast. The coding region runs from base 10 to 996 and encodes 328 amino acids. The record is from RefSeq and is a predicted model, not a curated record. Lineage: Eukaryota; Viridiplantae; Streptophyta; Magnoliopsida; Asparagales; Orchidaceae. Gene Ontology annotation, molecular function: protein binding. The transcript has a single exon.